Dentiscutata erythropus is the source of this 327-nucleotide messenger RNA. The record is from the annotation of a GenBank genome assembly. Lineage: Eukaryota; Fungi; Glomeromycota; Glomeromycetes; Diversisporales; Gigasporaceae.
GCACCAAUGAUAAAGCUGAAAUAUCAAUUUACCAAGACACCAAUGACGAGAAGCUGAAACGACAACACACAACUUCCCAAGGCACCAACGAUAAAGCUGAAAUGUUAAUUCACCAAGGCACCAAUGACGAGAAGCUGAAACGACAACCCCAAGGCACCAACGAUGAAGCCGAAAUGUUAAUUCACCAAGGCACUAACAACGAGAAGCUGAAACGACAACACACAACUCCUGAAGGCACCAAUGACGAAGCCGAAAUAUUAAUUUACCAAGGCACGCAACGACGAGAAGCUGAAACGAUGAUACACACACCAACAAUGAAGCCGAAAU